Talpa occidentalis (Iberian mole) is the source of this 1888-nucleotide messenger RNA. RefSeq names its product serine protease 45-like. Gene Ontology annotation, biological process: proteolysis. Gene Ontology annotation, molecular function: serine-type endopeptidase activity. The record is from RefSeq and is a predicted model, not a curated record. The transcript is spliced from 6 exons. Lineage: Eukaryota; Metazoa; Chordata; Mammalia; Eulipotyphla; Talpidae. Bases 142 to 1116 code for a protein of 324 amino acids.
GAAGUGCUUCCGGUACUAGCGGCGCCCUCAGGCGUCUGAGAUGCGCAGUUUGUGCUAGUGCCCUCACCCAUCAGGGAGCCAUCCCGUGGCGGGAUUGUGGGGGCUGUUUCUGCAGCAGCUAGGUGGCGUCUCCCGGGCCUCAUGACCUCCAUGCUGUUCAGUUUCAGCGAUGGGCCUGGAGACUCGAGGCUCUGGGGCCUAAGUCACUGCCUCUUGCUGCUUCUGCUGCUGCAGCCCCCACGGAGCUCAGGUUACAAAGAGGACAACACCAAACGAGCCACACUCCAUCCUGAUGAGUGUGGCAGACCCUGGUGGUCCGAUGAUUUGGACAUGACCCGCCAUUGGCCCUGGGAGGUGAGCAUCCAGAUGGAAAAUGAACACGUGUGCGGAGGGGCCCUCAUUGACCUCAGCUGGGUGGUGACUGCUGCCCACUGCAUCCAAGGCAACAAAGAAUACUCAGUAAUGCUUGGCACCUCCAAGCUGAAGCCCAAGGACCCCACCAAGGCCCUCUUGAUCCCCGUGAAGGACAUCAUUAUGCACCCCAAGUACUGGGGCCAGACCUUCUUCAUGGGUGACAUUGCCCUUCUCCUGCUUCACACUCCUGCCAUCAUCAGCAAGUACGUGCAGCCCAUCUGCCUCCCAGAGCCCAACUACAUCCUGAAGACUGGCAUACAGUGCUGGGUGACUGGCUGGGGCCAGGUUAAACGGCGCUUUUCUGCCAACUCCACGCUGACCCUAGAGCUGCAGGAGGCCGAGGUUUUUAUCAUGGACAACAAGAGGUGUGACCGGAUUUACCGCAAGAAGUCCCUCAUGCCCCGCGUUGUCCCCCUUGUCCUGGGGGACAUGGUCUGUGCCACCAAUUAUGGAGAAAACUUGUGCUCUGGGGAUUCUGGGGGCCCAUUGGCUUGCGAAGUUGAUGGCAGAUGGAUUCUGGCUGGGGUGUUGUCCUGGGAAAAGGCCUGCGAGAAGGUACAGAAUCCAGGCGUGUACUCCCGCAUCACGAAAUAUAGCAAGUGGAUCAAGACUCAAAUAAACAGUGGGGCUCCCUCAGGUCUGCGCACCUCUGCCUGGUUCCUAAUUCUGUUCUGGCUGCUGCAGCCCCAGAGGGACCCCUGAUCUCCGCCCUCCCUUCUUUCUGCUUGGCCUCUGCUGAAUGGCGCCAGAUCAAGGUUAGACAACAGUCAUGCAUGUGUCUAUGUUCAACAAGAGUCAAGGUGGGGAAAGAGUGGCUCCUGGGAGACUGGGGCCUGUUUUGGUUCUCCAGUGGGGAGGAAUGUGCUGGCUGCCUGGAUUUGGAUGGACAUGAGGAGGAAAGUAUGGUCUAGGAUUCUGGAAUUGGGGACCAGAAUAGCAGAGAUUAAAUUUGUGCAAAUGUGAGCUGAUUCUGUUCAUUUCUGGGUGAUUAUGGGUAUUGGGUGGAAGGAAGGGGAAGGCCUCCUGGAAUUAAUUUUGCUGGGAGGCCCCCCUAGAUUGGGGGCUGAUGCUUUUUGCCUGAUCGCUACUGCUGGCACAUAGGGAAAGGCCUGGGCACCUGCCACCUCGCUUUCCUCAUUUUAAAGUAGAUGAGGAAUCUGUACUCUGUAAAUGCAGUGAGGGGGCAGUUGAAACAUGCUGUGUAAACUGGUAGUGGCAAGAACCCACAUAGUGUGCUCCAGUCAGCUUUCUAUUUUUUUAAAUGGCAUUAAAAAAGAAAAACUUGAUUACAAAAGUAUUACAAGUUCAUCUUUUACAUAUUUUGUCUUAAAACAUUUUGUCUAAUUACAUCAAUCUGAAUAUAUUCUUGUGAUCUACUAAACUAAGUCAAAAUUAUAUCCAGCCUCUCCCCAGAAGUAAUCAUUAAUAUCCUUAAAUAAAAUAUCUUGGAUUUAAAAAAAUAAAGAGGGUCUCA